This is a messenger RNA of Spirodela intermedia, 7105 nucleotides long. Lineage: Eukaryota; Viridiplantae; Streptophyta; Magnoliopsida; Alismatales; Araceae. The record is from the annotation of a GenBank genome assembly.
AUGGCAACCGUGGUUCCAUUGUCAGAUGAAGACCCUGCCCUCGUCGUGGUCAGAUUCACUGCAGAACUCGCUUGGGCUGACGGUGGUGCUGAGGUAUUAAAAAUUGUUAUCCUCUGCCUAUUACUAUUUUUUGUGCUGUAUACUUGUGACUCAUUGAGUGUAUUGAUAUGCCAUUUUUCUCGGCUUACGUUGCCUAUACGUCUCUAUCUUCAGGUCAAUCAAUUGCUCAACUUAGUUUAGGCUUUAAAUAGUUGGUUCUACAUCUUUCUUAUCAAAGAAAUAAUGUCACCUAACUGUUCUUUGAGUCCACCAAUGGGAGAUUGGAAAUAACAUCAAUGAAAUGUUAGUGUUGCCUUAGUUCGAGCACGUUUUUUUUAUAACUAUGAUGGUCCUAAAAAUAUGCGAUGUUGGUGGCUUGUCUGAAAUAUGUAUUUUGAUUAUAUAAUAAUGUGAACGUAUGCUUCUGUUGCUUUAUUCAAUGUACAGAGUUUUAGAACAAUCGCAUGUACAGUUGAACAGAUUUAUUGCGAUCUGGCUUAUGUUAUAUCCGAAUGAAAUUUUUCAUCAUAAUUUUUAAUUUCUGGGACCAAGCCCAAUGAGAAAAUGAAUUUUAUAGUCUUACGGCUUUGAGCUUCUAUGGCUCCAUUAUGGUAAGGUACAGACUUUCACUUUUUUUGAUAUAUAAUAUUUUUUUGAAAAAUGUCCAAAUUUCAUGUGAAUAGGGAUAAUUUGAAGAAUCAUGAGCACUAAUAUCAUUAGAGUUUAAAGUGCCCACGGUUUUCUCUGCAUUACAUCUUCGACAGGUCAUAAUUGUCUCCUUUGUUUAGAAUGAAGGAGGUGCUUGUUCCUUUAAAUAUGGAUGGCUGAUGAUCAUGAAUUUUCACUGGUUACAUGUUUGAGCUUACGAUUUUACUUUAGUCUAUUAUAGUGCAUCAUUCAGAUUCAUUUUCUUGUUUAAUGCCUAAAAUAUUCCCUUAAAUUAGGGAAGAAAUAAAUAAAAUGGUCACUGAUGCUUUUUAACAGAUUGCGGAACCCCAAGUUUCCCGGUUGUAUGCUGAGGCAGAGGACUGCAUGGUGAUGGGGAGAUGGUUGGAUCUAGCUUCCCUUAUGCUUACGUCAGCAGACCUAGUUUUUUCUCGAGUGUCUGAGAAGGGUAUGAAUUUACGUUUUACAACCUCGGGAUAACUUUCAACGUCUUAAAUCAGUCAUGUUUUCCCAGUUUUUUUUUUUUUUAAGUUUGCCGCUUAUGAGCUGAUAAUUUAAUUUUACAGUCCUAGAAAGCCGAAAGUUUCCUAUAUUGAGCCCUGCGAGUUCAAUCGAUGAGUGUUUGAACCAUCUUGUGCUUUAAAAACUAUAUGAUUUCAUUAUAUUUAGUUUCUCUUUUCUAGAUCUGGAGUGCAUCUUUACCGUCAUAUGCAACCUUGUCACGCGCACUAGUUCUCUUGAUGAGGCAUUGGAGGUGGCGAAACUCAUAUCUGCAAAACUUCUUCAGCAACCUGGUGACAAGCCAUCUCUGCGUCUGAAGAUGUGAGGAAAUAUUUUGCAUCUAGUUUCUUUUGGAAUUUUAACCUGUAUCUUACGCUUUCUCUAAUGCUCUGCUGCAGCUUAUUCAAUCUGUACAAUCUACUGGAGAACCCAUACAGCAAGUUCUUUGUUUAUACCAAGGCACUUGAUUUGGCCAUCAGUGGAAAAGUCACCGACCAUGUCAUACCAACAUUUAAAAGGAUUGACAGUUUUUUGAAGGAGUGGAAGCUUGAGAAGGUGGAGGAGAGAUCUCUUUUUCUCACCAUAGCUAACAUUUUAAAGGAUAGCAAAAGGUAAUCACGAAGGCCAAUUUAAAUGUAUUCUAUCUCUUUCUUUGCUACUCUUGACUCAUGGCUAUCCCUGGUUGACAGCAUGGGAAAGGAAUCUCUAUCUUUCCUGAUUAAGUAUUUAGGGACUUUCUCCACUGAGGAUGCAUAUGUUCUGAGUGAAGCCAAAGAGGAAGCUGCGAGGGCUAUUAUAGAGUUUGUGAAGUCUCCAGAUAUGUUCCAGGUUCGUUAUUACCUAAUUGCCGUUUUAUGAUGCCAUAAUGUUAAGAAUCUAUUCACUUAGUCAUGUUGACCUCGGCAGCUAAAUUUCAUUUACCAUUCAAAAGUUCCUUCUGACAUAAAAUUAAAUCUUUAGCGCAGAGACAUUCUGUUUGUCAUUCUAAAGCCGUACGUGAACCAUUUUCAUAGGGUAUCGUUCGUUUAGAGUUGUCCUAAUAGAUGACUUAUUGUCUAUCUCCUCAGGUUGUCCACAAGCUGUGUAUCUGUUGUCAAGUGAUUUCUUGUUUGCUCCCGCAUCAUACUUCUUUUCUGUUUUUUAUAGGAUUGAGGUCUUCACUGUCCUCGUUCUUUGUCCCCAGCUUUUGCUAAAUUAUGAAUAAGCAAUAAUUCUCGUCAUAUAAUCCACUUCUGACGGAGUGUUAAUGAAGGUUUCAUCCAGAUGUGAAGAGAAUGGCAUCCAAUAUGUUUAAUGUGGAAAAGUAACGUUGAUGAUUUAAUGUUUUCGUUGAGCAGGGGGAGCUGGUUUUGAGUUGUUCAGUGAAUUUGCAAUGGAUCAAAAAAUUUAGGAUUUGAAGGGUAUUUUCUGCUUCUUUAGAGUAAUUUUCUCGUGCUUUGAAGUAGAUAAAUCCAUUGUGGUAAUAAAAAAUGUAAUCAUGAAAAUAAACUACAUAGUGGGCAACUAACUUUCAUGGGCUGAAGAGACUCGUUGUCUGGGAGGAAGAGGAAGCAUUGUAUUGAAGAUGAAGGUGAUGUUCUGGAAUGCAAAUGUGAUGUAUGGUGAUUUCUUCAAUCUGCAAGAGAGAUUGAAUGGCACAUUAUCUUCUGUAAGAUAACUAAUGGGGGGUGAUUGGUUGACUGGCCUCUCCACUAUAGAGGAUAGAGGAGAAGUAGGUGUGUGAUGGAGCUAGUUAAUGAGUCUGGGUUUCAAGGACUGGAGAAGUACGAGUCCAGAAUCUCUGAGUGAGUGGAAGGGGAUUGCAGUGAACUGACCCAUUUUUUCUAGUAAUCAAGGGGCAACGCUUGCAUAUGAGAAAAUUAUGGAAAAAAAUGAAAAAUAGAAGCGUCCAAGUUGUUUUUGUAAGGAGUUUGAAUUCUUUUACUUAGUGGAAAGGUAUUGCAGCAGAAAAGUUUACGCACAUCAGGUGGGCAACACCUGAUGGAAAUGUGCCAUUUCAGGAGUUUUAGUAACAGUGAUGUACUAACCAAUAUCCGUUAAUGGUGACUUCCAUGUUCUCAAGCUGUAGGGAAUCUCCCUCGCUUUUGAAACCUGAAAUUUCGGUUUUUAGAAAUCUAUGCUUUGAUGUAUUGUCAACAACACUGAAGUUAGUUAAUUUGAAGUGUAAGUCUAGCGACAAAUAUAAUAAUUCUUAGUCAUAAUUGUAUUAUAAAUUAUACUAAAUGAAAGGGACAUGAUAAACAGAGAUUGAAAUCACCGUAUAUUACAAUUGCAUUGAUAACAUGCAAGUCUACUGGAGAUCAGCAAAGCAACGGGGGUAGUCGAUUGACUACACAGGUUGCCCAGUUGAUUGCAUCACCAAGUCAUAGAGGACAUUAGAUCGAUUCUGCUCACAGGUUUAGAGCUGAUGGAACAUAUGAGGUCAUGCUAGCCUUCAAGGGCACUUGGAUUGCUUUUAUCAAGGAAAACUGAUCCUCUGCUGUUCUCCGUAAGUCAAGUGCUUCAUUGCUCCUUUCUCACGCUCUUUUUUUUCUUCAGUUUUUUUUAUCUUGUGAUAAGGCUUUUCUAUCCACUGUUAAGUUCCCAAAUUGACCGGACUUUGCUAGCUUGAUCAGGCUCCCAUUGUUUUCUGUAUUUCGAAGACUGAGGAUGGCGAUUCGUUGACUUUGUGAGUGCCAUAUUUGUUGAAGUUCCUGAUGACAAGGGAUCAUUCCUCAAAAUACUUUCAUGGUGCCCACAUGUUAGUUGUUUAUAACUUCUCAUAACAAACCGUUGCUUCAUCUGAUCAUUGGCUGCCAAACCACCACCCCCUUUGACUUAUGGGUGAUGAGGAAUCUUCCUGAAGAACAUCAGAAGAUUGGUGUGAAAAAAGAAACAGAUGCCAGCCUAAUUCCCAGGGAGAUAGUUUCUGGUCAGACUUUACUAGGAACCGAAGUCCUAUUUCACACAGUCUGAUGAAUAACUGCAAUGUAGACAGUGCCUUCUGAGAAUAUCUGGUGACCAAAGAUUGGCUUGCCGAUUUUUGUUGCAUUUCUUGCACCGCAUGCAGCGAAAAUAGUUGUCUUUGUGAUGAACGCCAGCGAUGGGGGAAUCAGUCUCUGUGACCCGAUUCAUCUAGUGGCUUGUAGAUACGUUUUAAUCUUUUACUUGAUUUUUUGGGUUAAUUUUUGGUUUUCGUGCAGUGCGAUUUGCUGGAUUUCCCCGCCGUUGGACAACUAGAAAAGGAUCCCAAUUACACAUUGGUUUAUGAAUUGUUGAGGAUCCUCCUCACUCAGAGACUUGACGCUUACUUGGAAUUCCACUCAGCAAACUCAACCCUGCUGAAAAGCUAUGGUAUGAUCCGCUAUUUCCUCUUUCAGAUACCCUUUCAUGUGAUUGACUCCUUGUGGGAGGCAACAUAUAGGCCUUGUUCAUGAGGAUUGUGUAACCAAGAUGAGGCUGGUGACGCUGGCUGAUCUGGGCUCCUAUGAUUCCGGCGAAAUCCCCUACAGUCUCAUCAAAGAAUCACUCGCCGUAUGCCAAUAAUCCCACCCCCCCCCCUUUUUAUAUAUUCAGUCUCCUCCCCACCUCUGCUUUUAAAUAUCGAUUGGAUCCUACUGCAGAUCACCGACGAUGAGGUUGAAUACUGGGUGGUUAAAGCAAUUGCAGCGAAGCUCAUCGACUGUAAGAUGGAUCAGAUGAAUCAGUCUGUGAUCGUCAGGUGAUCGUCUUGUUCUGUCUUUUCAUCGAUCUAGCUACUGUUCUUGUGAAAAAUAUUCUUGUUAUUUUUCUGUGCCUUUUUUUAGUGUGGAUUUUUUAGUGAUCCUGGUGGACUCUUUGCCCAUAAUUCCAGUACAAUCUUCUGGUUGUGAUUCUGACUGAUCCUGGCGAGAAUUCUGAACCUGGGCUUUAAUCGGAAUGGGGCAUUCUUAAAUAUUCCUUAGCAUCAGUUCUUUUUUCUCUUGAUUUCAAUCAUCAAUGCUAGUCUGGUGAUACGAUUGUUCUUCCUCUUUCAUUGGUUUAUUAUACACAGUUCUUAUGAAAUAUAUCGAGCUGAUGAUAAAAUCAUUCAUACCUUUUAUGCGAUAAUUCUGAACCUGGGCUUCAAUCGGAAUGGGGCGUUCUUAAAUAUUCCUUAGCACCAGUUUUUUUUUCUCUCGAUUUCAAUCUUCACUGCCUAGUCUGGUGAUACUAUUGUUCUUCCCUCUUUCAUUGGUUUAUUAUUUUGCACAGUUCAUUUGAAAUAUAUGAAAUCAUUCAUACCCUUUGAUGCUUGAUCCAUGGGCAGCAUCUGCUUGAAUCCUUGUGGAACUCUGAAUCUACGAUUAAUCAUAGUUUCAAUGGCGAGUCCUUCCCAGUUUUGAAGCAUCUGAUCUUCUUCCUUGCAGCCGGACCACCGAGCGUGUAUUUGGUUUGCGGCAGUGGAAAGGGCUGAGAUCAAAGCUUGGCAUCUGGAGGGUAUAGACAUGAACCCAAUUCUAGAUUAUUAAUCUCCUUAAUUUCUACAUUCAGUUAAUCCUCAAUGUUUUUUUAAUCUGGUUUAAUGUUCUUCAGGGGCCCGAUCUUAUUUAAUCUCCGUAAUUUCUACAUUAGUUAAUCCUAAAAAACAAUUAUCUGGUUUUAAUGAUCUUCGGACCCGAUCUUCUUAAUCUCCUUAAUUUCUACAUUCAGUUAAUCCUCAAUUUUUUUUUAAUCUGGUUUAAUGUUCUUCGGGCCCAAUCUUAUUAAUCUCCUUAAUUUCUACAUUUAGUUAAUCCUCAAAAAAAAAAAACUGUUUUUAAUGAUCUUCGGACUGAUCUUAUUAAUCUCUUUAAUUUCUACAUUCAGUUGAUCCUCAAUUUUUUUUAUAUCUGGUUUAAUGUUCUUCGGGCCCAGUCUUAUUAAUCUCCUUAAUUUUUACAUUUAUCUAAUCCUUAGAAAAAUAUGUAUCCGGUUUUAAUGAUCUUCGGACCAAAUCUUAUUAAUCUCCUUAAUUUCCACUUUCAGUUAAUCCUCAAAAAAAUUUAAUCUGGUUUAAUGUGCUUUGGGGGCCCGAUCUUAUUUAAUCUCCUUAAUUUCUUCAUUUAGUUAAUCCUCAGAAAAAAAUUAAUCUGGUUUAAUGAUUUUCGGACUCGAUCUUAUUAAUCUCCUUAAUUUCUACAUUUAGUUAAUCUUCAAAAAGAAAUUUAUUUGGUUUAAUGAUCUUCGGACCCGAUCUUAUUAAUCUCAUGAAUUUCUAUAUUUAAUUAAUCCUCAAAAAAAUAAAUCUGGUUUAGUUAAUGAUCUUCGGACCCGAUCUUAUUGAUAUCCUUAAUUUCUAUAUUUAGUUAAUACUCAAGAAAAGAUUUAUGUGGUUUAAUGAUCUUCGGACCCAAUCUUAUUAAUCUCCUUAAUUUCUACAUUUAGUUAAUCCUCAAAAAAUUUAAUCAGGUUUAAUGAUUUUCGGACCCAAUGCUCAAAAGGUUGCUAUUUUUACACAUGAUUGUCCUAAAUUAUCAGUUUUACAAUCCUCCAAAUAUAUUUCUAUAUUUGUCAAUUUUAAUGAAUAAUCAUCUUUUUUUUUCCUGUAUGAAUAAAUUUUAUUCGAUCCCCAUUCCACUCUUUUCAUCGUAUCUUCCUGAUACUUCUAUAUUUUUAAUAAUUUUAAUCAAUAUUCUUCUCACACUUUCUAUAUUCGGCAGAUUCCUUUUAUUAUUUAUAUUUUCGCCGAUUUUAGUCGAUCUUCCCUGCAGAUUUUUCAUCACAUCCUCCUAAUGUUUCCGACAUUAAAUCAUGCUUAUAUUUUUUUAGUUCGUCAAUUUUUAUUAAAUGAUAGUUUUUGUAUUUUUUCAGCACAUCCCCCUAAUAUUUCUGAAAAAAAAAAAUUCAGGGAAAUGUCAUGAACAUGAUCAACACGAUUCAGGCCAGCAGGAGCUCAGAGGAAGCUGCCGUGGCGAUGUAG